Molecule: messenger RNA, 2124 nt
Organism: Haliaeetus leucocephalus (bald eagle)
Lineage: Eukaryota; Metazoa; Chordata; Aves; Accipitriformes; Accipitridae
Gene: TBX2
Product: T-box 2
Exons: 7
Coding region: 37-2124 (695 amino acids)
Biological process (GO): cell fate specification; positive regulation of DNA-templated transcription; regulation of transcription by RNA polymerase II
Cellular component (GO): nucleus
Molecular function (GO): DNA-binding transcription factor activity, RNA polymerase II-specific; RNA polymerase II cis-regulatory region sequence-specific DNA binding
Source: RefSeq, a predicted model, not a curated record
AAUCCCUCUUUUUCUCCUGGAUUUGUGGAUGCACCGAUGAGAGAUCCAGCCUUCCCAGGGACUGCCAUGGCUUACCACCCCUUCCACGCACCCCGGCCGGCCGACUUCCCCAUGUCCGCUUUCCUCGCAGCCGCCCAACCUUCCUUUUUCCCCGCUCUGGCUCUGCCUCCGGCGGCGCUGGCAAAGCCCAUGCCGGACCCCGGGCUGGCCGGGGCGGCCGAGGCCGGGCUGCACGUCUCGGCCCUGGGACAUCACCAUCAAGCCGCCCAUCUGCGUUCGCUCAAGAGCCUGGAACCCGAGGAGGAGGUCGAAGACGACCCCAAAGUAACGCUGGAAGCCAAAGAGCUUUGGGACCAGUUUCACAAGCUGGGCACCGAGAUGGUGAUCACCAAAUCCGGGAGGAGGAUGUUCCCCCCGUUCAAGGUGCGGGUGAGCGGCCUGGACAAGAAGGCCAAAUAUAUUUUGCUGAUGGAUAUAGUGGCGGCCGACGAUUGCCGGUACAAGUUCCACAACUCCCGCUGGAUGGUCGCCGGCAAGGCCGACCCGGAGAUGCCCAAGCGCAUGUACAUCCACCCCGACAGCCCGGCCACGGGGGAGCAGUGGAUGGCCAAACCUGUUGCCUUUCACAAGCUCAAGCUCACCAACAACAUCUCGGACAAGCACGGCUUUACCAUCCUGAACUCCAUGCACAAGUACCAACCCAGGUUCCACAUAGUCCGGGCCAACGACAUCCUCAAGCUGCCCUACAGCACCUUCCGCACCUACGUGUUCCCCGAGACCGACUUCAUCGCCGUCACUGCCUACCAGAACGACAAGAUCACCCAGCUGAAAAUCGAUAACAACCCCUUUGCCAAGGGCUUUCGGGACACGGGCAAUGGCCGGCGGGAGAAGAGGAAGCAGCUCUCGCUGCCGUCCCUGCGGAUGUACGAGGAGCCCUGCAAGCCCGACCGCGACGGCGGCGAGUCGGACGCCUCGUCCUGCGAGCCCUCGGCCGUGCGCGACGCCCUCCACUCGCCCGUGGGCGCCCUCCCCAGCCCCCUGCGCCUCAAGGGCAGCGGCAGAGAGGAGAAGCCGGGGGCCGACAGCGAUGCGGAGGUGGAGAAGGCGCCCGAGGAACGGCCGGCGGCGGCGGCCAGUCCCGGCGGGGAGGACGCGACGCCCCGCAGCAGCCCCCGGUGCCCGGAGGAGCGGAGCAAGGAAAGGCGCAGCCCGGAGAAGGCCAAGGAUGGCGCGUCCCCCCGGGAGGGUCCCGGCGAGGGUCUGUUCGGCACACGGGGCCUGGAGAAGGACAAGGUGGAAGGACGGAGGAAAGAGCCGGACCCGGGCAAGAAGGACGCGGAGGGCGGCGGGCUGGGCAAGGAGGCCUUCGCCCCGCUGAUGGUGCAUACGGACAGCCCCCCACACCUGAGCGCCGGGCACCUGCAGAGCCUGGCACUCUCCGGCCUCCACGGGCAGCAGUUCUUCAGCCCCCUGGGCGCCGGGCAGCCCCUCUUCAUCCACCCGGGACAGUUCGCCAUGGCCCCCGGCGCCUUCUCCGCCAUGGGCAUGGGACACUUGCUGGCCUCGGUGACUGGCGGGGGAAGCUUGGAGAAUGGAGCCCUCUCGUCCGCCCCGGGCACGGCGGGGACGGCCACCCCCUUCCCGUUCCACCUCUCCCAGCACAUGCUGGCCUCUCAGGGAAUCCCGAUGCCCACCUUCGGCGGACUCUUCCCCUACCCUUACACCUACAUGGCGGCGGCCGCGGCGGCCGCUUCGGCCAUGCCGGCCACCAGCGCGGCGGCUGCUGGGCCGCUUUCCCGCAAUCCCUUCCUGGGCAGCAGCCGUCCCCGCCUGCGCUUCAGCCCCUACCAGCUCCCGGUCACCAUCCCACCCAGCACCAACCUGCUGACCACCGGCCUGCCCGCCAGCCUCAACCCCGGCUCCGAAGGCUCCAAGGCCGGCAGCAGCCGGGAAUCCAGCCCCCUUCCCGAGGUUCCCCUGCACAAGGGGGGCAGCCAGCGCCCCGCCGCCUCCCCCAAGGGCUCCCUGAAGGAGUCCCUCAACGAACUGCAAAACAUCCAGAGACUGGUGAGCGGGCUGGAGAGCCAGCGGGAAUUGUCACCCGGCAGGGAGUCCCCCAAGUGA